Messenger RNA from Penicillium antarcticum, 1374 nucleotides. RefSeq lists its product as uncharacterized. The transcript has a single exon. The record is from RefSeq and is a predicted model, not a curated record. Gene Ontology annotation, cellular component: membrane. Lineage: Eukaryota; Fungi; Ascomycota; Eurotiomycetes; Eurotiales; Aspergillaceae. Gene Ontology annotation, molecular function: palmitoyl-(protein) hydrolase activity. Bases 1 to 1374 code for a protein of 457 amino acids.
AUGUUAGCACGGUGCGCACUACGACGCGUGCUGCGCGGGCCAAAUGCAAGAACAAGAAUACAUGCCCGCACUUGGCAGCCAAGGAUUCCUUCCCAAUACAUCCCAUCAAAUGACAUCCAUACCACCACAAGGAAGAGACCUAGCAUCAUUCAAUAUGCGCUAUUAGAAAAAACUCAAGUCCAGGGAUUGGCCACGGCUGCUGUCCCAAGCAUCCUCGUUCCACCACUCAUCUUCAUCGGACUUCUCCUCGGCCUCUGGACAUGGAAAUGUUUCUGGAUCAUUGUUAUGCAGAACAAGCUUCUUUACAUCUCCUGGCUGCCACCAUUUACACGCUCUGAAGUUAUAUCAGACUAUCAAGCUGAGUGCAGGCCUGUGAAAUGGGAAGAGAGGCAGAUACGCAGUCUCGAUGGGACUAAAUUGGCUGUUUGCGAGGGCCGCAUUCCACCAGGCCUCAAAAAUCGGGAGUCUAUGGCCCUUUUAAGGUCUCAAAACAAGGACUGCGCGAAGCUGAAGCGGAAAAGAUCCGUCAUAAUCUGUUAUUUUCAAGGAAAUGGUGGUUCAACGCCUAUGCGACUGCCACUUCUUUCGCAGGUCUUGCGCUCAAUUACGGAGGCCUCCAAACCAGCAGCCUCUACUACAUCAGACUCUAUAGAUACAGAUUACACGGUUGUUGCACUAUCAUACCGUGGCUACUGGACAUCUUCAGGUCGCGCUACACAAUCCGGCAUUGAAAUGGAUGCCCAGGCAUUCUUGAACUGGGUAUCAGAGACCUACGCGGCCCCAGACACCGAUCUUGAACUUGUUCUGUGGGGCCACAGUCUAGGAGCAGCAGUUGCAAGUACGGCGAUAGCUACCUAUCUUCCACGUCGUGAGGACACAUCGACAUCAUCUUCCGGGACAAGCAAUGGCCAACCACUGCCGCCAAUCUCUCGGUUGAUCUUGGAGGCACCGACUUCAAGUAUCAAGGACAUGCUAAUUGCCCUCUAUCCGCAGAGAUGGCUUCCUUAUCGAUAUAUGUGGCCUUUUUCUUGGAAUACGUGGGAUAUAAAGGCGAAAAUGAGAGAGAUUGCUACAUGGAGAGACUAUAGCAACAGUCCAUCUGGCUCUGAGAGCUCGGCAUCUAACACGAGGAAUCCACCGCCUCGUUCAGUUCCCCCGGUAUUCAUUCUUGCUGCGGAGAAAGACGAGGUCAUCCCGGAGUAUGUGCCGGGUCAGCUAGAACAACAAGCGAAAUCACUCAGUAUACAAAUCUACCGGAAAGAGGUUCUAGGCGCAAUGCACACAGAAGGACCGCAAAAAUUAGAUGGCCGGAAAGCACUUGUGCAAUUUAUCAUACAUGGCACCCCAACAUCGGAAAGGAUACACUCAGCAUAA